Messenger RNA from Strongylocentrotus purpuratus (purple sea urchin), 1109 nucleotides. RefSeq lists its product as uncharacterized. Bases 87 to 1109 code for a protein of 340 amino acids. The record is from RefSeq and is a predicted model, not a curated record. The transcript is spliced from 8 exons. NCBI's taxonomy places the organism in Eukaryota, Metazoa, Echinodermata, Echinoidea, Camarodonta, Strongylocentrotidae.
UUCUAUCUUGAGGACACGUACAUAACACACGCCUGAACCACUGUCUAGCCGCCUCAACAAGCUCCUCUCCAGAGAGACCCCAGGCCAUGGGAGGAGGCACCAGCAAGACCAAGCCCCAAGAGGGAGCGACGGGGCUGAACCUGACCAAGGACGAGAGACGAUUCCUUCAGAGAUGUCUCUACAGUCUCCCCUUCCCUCCCGGUACCAUCAACGCGGAGAUGGUGGCCGCUGCCUCCAAGAUGAUAGAGAGGCUGGAAUACCACGAUCCUGUUAAAAUCUUGACAAAAGGUGGUCGAGCCAAGGGUAUCUAUAUCCUAGUCAAAGGUCAGGUAAAGGUCAUAUCGGCAAGCGACGAACCUGUCGCCAUCCUGUCUCCUGGAGAUUUCUUUGGAGAAAUCUCAACCCUGUUCUACGUCCCUGUAACAGCUACCGCCCAGUCCUCGGCUAAAGCACAGUUCCUGUUACUGAAAGACGAGAAUCUGAGGAAGGCGAUUGGGGAGGUGGUGUCGACGGAUCUGAUGGACUACUACGUGAGACAACGCUACUUUGAUACCAGCGGCAAGCUGGACCAGGCGGAGCUCAUGAGUAGGAUAUGCCUAAAUACACUGGAAAAGAUUCCACUCUUUAGCAAGUGGAAGGGGGAUGCCUGUUCGUCUCUAGUGAAGCAAUGCAAGGAAGAUAUUGGCAUCCAGUACCCAGUCUUACUGAUUCCAGACAGGACGAUGCUGGUCAUGGAAGAGGACAAGUCAGAGGAGGUUGUCAUUGUCACAAGGGGCAAAGUGGAGAUCACAAGAGAGAAAGAAUCCAUUGCAGUCAUUGAUGUUGACAGGUGGCCAUUCUGGAUUGGUGAAGAAGGUCUCUUCACUAGCAUCGAUAACACAUGUGCAGCCCGUGCUAUAGGCCCUUGCCAAGCCAUUAGGAUCAAGAAAUCUACCAUUCAAAACAUCACUAACAAAUUCAAAGUUGAGGCAGGGUAUGAUUUUGAGAAGCGAGCAAAAGUCUGGGAGUCAAGACUAGGCUAUCAGAGGCAGCUGUCUGAUAGAAUGAAAGCCGAAGUACUCCUCCCUGUAAGUUCAUGCUUUGCAUUCAUAUCAAUAUUCAUUGCAUAG